AUGGAGUUGAGCAACGGGCCCAUAUUUGAUGAGGCCCAAUAUCGCAUUGAUGUCCUUCAUCACCCCUCACCUGAAUCCGAAGCAGCGCAGGCGCAACAUCUAGCUGAAGAAGCCGAACAACUGGGUCUGAAAAUGCCAGAUAUCCAAGUGCCACUAGCUGCCUCGAUAGGCUCAGGAAUGGGCGAUCUCUCCGAGCCAGUACUAUCUUCUGGAUCAUCAACCGAUCGGAAUUCGUGCGGCUCCGUCACUCCGUCCCACGAUCCAUCGUACCCCCUUCCAUCCGUGCUCGAUCAGAUCGUUGCGUCGUUAUCGGACAUCACACUUGCCUCGGAUCGCAUUAAGCCUGGCAGUACGCGAUCGCUGGCUUCGUUGUCUACGCGCCCCACUUCAUUUUGCUCCAGUGAGGGGAAAACGGGCCUGGGGCACGGAUAUAAUGAUCCAUUUGAGGCCAAGUCGCAUCGGCACUCAAUUCUCAGCGUCGCCUCUGCCGACAAGAAGGAGAAGCGACGGAGCAGCUUGAAGUCUGCCAUUGGGAGAAUCAAUUUCCGCAAGAAGCGCACGUCCUCGGCCCUUGUCUUACCCUCGGAUCCGCGCAUGACUGUAUCCACCAGCGAUAAAGACGUUGAACAUGUUUUCUUCGAGUCUAAACCGGAACCUGAUAAUGAUGCCCAUGAGAAUGUGCCACCCCGUGCGAGCACCGAGGCAUCGCUUCCUAGGUUGGCAAUUCCUCUGUUUAGCAAAGAGAUGUUACAAAGAAGUCUGGACGAUCCGGAGCUAAGUGAGAUGCACGAGCGGCAUCGGAUGGAAAGGGACCGACAUCUCGCUUUUCAAGAUGCCGCUCUAAGUACCCUCCGGCGUCGGCACCAGACCGCUCUCUCAGAGCAGCAGUCUGACAACCAGCGCCAGGAGGAUGAGAAACGGGAUAAUAAUAUCGAAGCCAUAGCACAAAUCGAAGAGCGACAGCUAGCCGUGGAAAUCGAACAGCAACGCGAAUUCGAUCGAGCCAAAAUGAACUCGCGCACUCGCAUCAAGCAUAUGGAGGGGUUCCUCCGCAACGCCAGCCCACCGCCAUCUCCCGCUGGCACAUCUUCCAGAACAUCGAUCGCAGCCGAGCGAUCAUCGGAAUCGUUCUCGGAAUUCGAGUCAACUCCCCCAGCCCGCGUACUCACUCGCCAACACAUGGAGCAGCUUCAUCAACAAUACCACUCCCACAAAACCAUGGACCAGCUCCACCAUGCCCGUAUCAAGGUGCUUCGUGACCGCCAAGAACUCAAGCUGCAGGAAGCCACAGCGCGUAUGGAAAAGGAAUUGGAUGAAAUGUGUAACCGACACGCGCAGGAUAUUGCGACCUUGCGAACCAAGCACCAACAAGAAGAAGCCGCUCUCAUGCAAGCCUUGGAUACGAAAGCGACGACUUUGCGACACCGCUGGUAUUUGGAAGCGGCUGUCCUACGUCGCCAUUUGGAGGUGCGACAUGGCCAAUCAUAUGGCCCUUUGCCGCAUCUCACAUUCACAAACCCCAACACUCCUGCUGCCGGACACUCACCACUCGAAACUUCAACCCCAGAUACAAUCCAUCCCAGCCAGGAUUGCAAGCCUCUUUAA
This is a messenger RNA of Penicillium griseofulvum, 1605 nucleotides long. RefSeq lists its product as uncharacterized. The transcript has 2 exons. Lineage: Eukaryota; Fungi; Ascomycota; Eurotiomycetes; Eurotiales; Aspergillaceae. The record is from RefSeq and is a predicted model, not a curated record. The coding region runs from base 1 to 1605 and encodes 534 amino acids.